AAAUAAGAAAGCCCAAGUUUAAGGAACUGGUCACCCUUUUAGCCUUUAGCGCGGCUGCUGGCGGUGGACGACUCCACUGUUGGCUGCGGAGUGCGGAGCGAGUGGGAAUGUUGAGGUUGAAGCCAAAUCGCAUCGGAACCUUCACUACCACUGGCGAAGAGCUCCUCGUUUCAUUCGCAGCAAAGCUUCUUCGAUGUCAUGCCACCAUAGAUUUUUCUAUCAACCCAUUAUCCGCGAGGAAUAGGGCUUUAUCUUGCAUAACAACGUUCCCCCGGUCUUUUCAUUCUUCAACUUCUGAAGAUGACACCUUCUCCGAAUUGGGCUCCCCAAUGCCUAAAGCUCCAACUCAUGCUCGGAAGUUGAAGUUGAUGACGGAGAAGCCUGAGCCUUAUUUGAAAACUAAUCGUACGAAAAGACCUUCUCGAAUGCCUUCAGAAAGCCGCAUCAGAUUGAAAGAUAAUUCCUCAAGACUGGGUUCGGAUUGGGAGGUUGUUGUACGGAGUUUUGGUCGUUCAAUUGAUCCACCGGAGGAGGAAGAGGAAGUUACCAUUAGAAUUACCAAUAUAAAUUCGGAGACAACAGACUCUGCAGUGCACUCAAUGUGCACGUCUUGUGGUAGCUUAGAGGGGCUUGUGAGGACAAAAGAAGAUGCAGUUGACGCCUUGUUUAGUGUGAAAGACAAGGCAGGCAUAAAAAGCAUAAUCAAAAAAUUGAAUGAGACGAUGGUGAACGGUCACAAGUGGUCAGCUGAUUUACAUGGAAGAGACUCCUCCGCUGAAGUGAGGAGCAAGCAAAGCAAUGCUAACUAUGAUUUGAGAUUGGAGAUAAGCCGUCAACUGGCGGACGUAAGAAGGGAAGUCACAAGGAAGACGGUGUGCAUACAAGACUUGGAGUGUCUGCAUAACUCCUUGUUGCACCUUGAGGGGGAGGCUCAUCCUCACACCACCCACACCCGCUAGUAUUCACGACUGACUUUGGCAAAUUAUACCCCCGCCCCCGACCCCCUACCAUAGUUUUAGUAAAUGCAUUACAUAUUAGCAGAGUUACGAAUAGAUGCCGAAUUUGUUUGGUUUAUGAUUAACAGGACUGACCGGCCACACGUUCUUGACGUUGCUGACCCAAAACUAGAAGGCUGCACGUACUUGUGACCGAGGCAAUAUUUUGUACGGACAGAGGGUUAUGGAUAAAUCAAUUAUCAUAUUAUUUUCUUUAA
Molecule: messenger RNA, 1213 nt
Organism: Malus domestica (apple)
Lineage: Eukaryota; Viridiplantae; Streptophyta; Magnoliopsida; Rosales; Rosaceae
Molecular function (GO): nucleic acid binding
Source: RefSeq, a predicted model, not a curated record